CUGACUUCUUCUCUCACAACAGCUCAUUCACAUACGAAUUGGGGAUUUUUCUCUCAUAGGUUUUGCGUGGAGUUGAAUUUCUGCAGGCUGCUUGUUUUGUUCAGGUUUGAGUUUGGAUUUUCGAAGAGAGUGAAGGAUUUUAAUUGGAUUUUUGGAGGAAGAAAUUAAUGGCGACGGUUUUUGAGAGUGAUCUGAAUCUGAAGGCGACGGAGUUGAGAUUGGGAUUGCCUGGGACGGAUGAGACGGAGCAGCAGUCGUCGUCGUGUUCUAAUGCGAAGAGCAACAAGAGAUCUUGUGCUGAAAUGAACGAUUCAGCUCAGAAAGGGGAAAAAUCGGAAUCCGGUGCACCAGCUCCAAAGGCACAAGUGGUAGGCUGGCCGCCGGUUCGAUCUUACCGGAAAAAUGCUCUGCAGGCGCAGAAGAAGCCGGAAUCCGACGGAUCUGGAAUGUUGAUCAAAGUGAGCAUGGACGGAGCUCCUUAUUUGAGGAAGGUUGAUCUGAAAUUAUACAACAACUACUUCAAUCUUCUCAAGGCAUUGGAGAACAUGUUCAAGUGCACCAUAGGUGUGUACUCAGAAAGAGAAGGCUACAACGGAUCUGAAUAUGCACCGACAUAUGAGGACAAAGAUGGAGAUUGGAUGCUAGUUGGAGAUGUUCCAUGGAACAUGUUUGUGACUUCCUGCAAAAGGCUGAGGAUCAUGAAAGGCUCUGAUGCUAAAGGCCUCGGCUGCCUAUAGAUCGAUCCAUUUCUGGAUUCUUUCAUGAAAGCAAAUUAGAUCAGAUCUACUACACCCCUGGCCGGAUGCAUGAUCCAAGAUCAUACGGCAGGCAAGUCUUUAUAUAUCUUCCAAGCUUUCAUGGCUAGAUGUUCAGUUCUGUGACAAAGACUGCACAGGAAUCAAGAAAAAGGACCAACACCAUAUGUGUACAAAAAUAUAGGCAACUUUUGAUAUUAAUUCAUUUUGUUCAUCGAUCAAAUUUCUUUUUUGUUUACGUUUUUCUUUCACAUAAGCUGUCAUACUUUGCAAGAUCCACACUGUAUUAUUUUAUUAUUCAAAUACAAAUUACAAUAUAUAUAUAUCAUACAGUACAA
This is a messenger RNA of Andrographis paniculata, 1093 nucleotides long. RefSeq names its product auxin-induced protein 22D-like. Lineage: Eukaryota; Viridiplantae; Streptophyta; Magnoliopsida; Lamiales; Acanthaceae. Bases 168 to 737 code for a protein of 189 amino acids. The transcript is spliced from 3 exons. The record is from RefSeq and is a predicted model, not a curated record. Gene Ontology annotation, molecular function: protein binding. Gene Ontology annotation, cellular component: nucleus. Gene Ontology annotation, biological process: regulation of DNA-templated transcription.